CGCUGAUUGUGAGGAACUAUGUCGAAAGCUUUGCUGAAGUCAUUAUAGACUACGUCUUCAGGUAACAUUCGGUCUUUAUGAGCGCACCAACUUUCACGAGUCAAUAAUAAGUUAGUGAGACAGAAAUAACCGUGCUACUUCUCAGAAAAAAUCCGGUCUUAACCGAGAUACGUAAACAGCUUCCGAAUAAUCUUUUCUGAAAUUUUAACAAUCACACUGGCUAGGCUAAUGGGUCGAUAGUUCUCACAUUUAUGUUUCGUAUCUGUUUUGAAGACAAGUGUUCUUAUGGCGUUCUUCCAGUCUUUUGGUGAUCGACCCUGGGUUACGGAUAGAUUGAAACUUAUACUUAGGGGGUUCACAACGAAGUUAGCUUGCUCCUUUAGUGAUCUAGGAUGCAUUUCACCGGGUCCCAUGGAUUUGCCUGUAUCAAGCUUAUUUAGCAGACCAAAGACAUCGAUUUCUUUAGUAGUCGCAUUGUCCAGUGUGUGUGGGGUUUGUAUGAACUGUCAGAAAGGGUGUCUCCGCGGUAUAUACGUUGCUAAAGUAGUGUGAUAAUGCUCGAGUCUUACUAUAAUCGUCCACUAAUGAUGAAUUAUUACUGUUUCCCAGUAGUGCUGGAGUAUUUCCUCAUCUUUUAGUCCUUUGGUUUAUGUACGAGUACAAGCGUUUUGGGAAUUCUAUGGAUUCUUUAACAAUUUUUUCUUCUGACAACCUUCUAGACUCACAGAGGGUCGAAGCACAAAUAUUUAUAGCUUCUCGAUAUUAAGAUUUUGUCUCAUCAGUACCCAGUAACCUAAAUCUCCCACACAUUCUCGUUUGGGGAAGGGUGCGAACCUCCAUGCUGAAGAGUUUCUCGGACCCCUGGGUGUAGUCCAUGGGAUAUGUAGAGCAGUAACUUUUCCGUACGUUUUGAAACCAAGACAAUAAACCUAUAUUUCAUCUGAGUAUAUUUUUUUACCAAAUAGUUCAACUGAAUUACUACCGAGAAACUCAGAACACCGUGUUACAACUUACUAAGUGAUGAAUAUAGCCAAACACAAGACAUGAAGUCGCUGACUACUCGUCAGAGUCGUAUACAGAGUUACUGAUUUUCCAAUUGCGGUUUGUGCGAUAAUUGUUAUCUGUGGCUAAAGAUAUCAGGCGAUAUGGAUUAAGUUGGACCGUAACAAAGUGACCAUUUCAUCCCGUCUUCUAGAGUUAAACACCGGUAGCAUACCAGUAUUUUCAUUUCCCAACCUCCUUCGUUUCUUUGGAACUACAUAUUUUUUCGUGUUUAGUUUUCCGCUUCAAAUAAUAUUACUACUUCCACUCAUUUGUUUUUCAUCCUGUUAGUUUCCGUUUUUUCUGAUAUAAAUUGCAGCAUUUUGGGUCAACAUGUUUGCGUUAGGUUUCGGGUUUUGUGGAAUAAACAUUGGUUAGCAAUUUGCACUCAAGUUGUUAAAAAAGUAUCCCUAAAUUAGGAAUGACAAAUUCUGAAUUUGAACAUUAUCCCACUUGUUAAGUUUAAUGUCGGGUCAGCUGUCGAAAUCAUGCACAAUCAUGCAGGAUCCCGUCUCAAACCCAAAUAUUGAAGAGGCCACUUAUGAUAGUGACAAAAAUUCUCAUGGAAGAUGUACUUCAUCAUUAUAUGAAGAUGAUGUAAAAGUUAUGGAAGUGAAGGAAAAAAACCUGGCCUCAUCAUAUCAAGAUUCUGAGUACACGCGAUCUUCUGAUGGUUCACAAUAUUCAGUUGGACGUAGUAAGGAUAGUCCUAUGGAAAAUAUUUCACCUUCCGAUAUCUUAUCAAAUAAUCAGGCGAAUGGAGUCCGUUGGCGUCAUUGUGUAAACAAUGGUCAAGAGAUGUACAUUAACGAAGCAACUAAUGAGAAAUGGGUUCCAGCAACUGAUCAAUAUGGAAAAACAUAUUAUUAUGAACUAAACACCCGUCAUUCCGUAUGGGCACUUGAAGAUUUAGAAACAUCACCUACAGACGCGCCACAUUCAUCCGACUCAUUGAAUAAUUAUUUAGAUAUUAAUGAACCGAAUGCUUCCAAGGAAGCUUUUGACUGUUCAGUAUUUGAAGAUGAAAAUAAUGGUUCUUAUGUUAAUCAGUAUCCAUCUGUAUCUAGAAUGUCAAGUAUCAGUAAAGUUAAUCGGAGAACAAUGAGUCAAUCUAAAGUGUCUCAUCGAAGUUCACAUAUACCUUCUGAAGUUUGUUCAACACAAGUUAUCAAUCGACCUUUCAGUUUAGUCAGUCUUGAUGAUCAAGAUCAAGGAGCAGGUGGACGUUUUCAGAUGAAGAAUCUAAGCAAAGAACAUAUCAGUGGACCAAGUGAAAAUAAACUUACGCACUUUGAACGACGUGGUGCAGUUAUUCGUACAAUGUUAAUUGAAAAUGGGAAACGUAUAUCAAAAAAAUGGAUACCAGGUGUAUUACAUCUUAGUGGUCCAUUACUUUUUUUAUACAAAGAUAAUAAGCCUUCGUUACCUAAAAUACAUCAACCACUUGGUAAACCUGAUGUUCAAUUCAACAUUAGAGAGGUAAAGGUUAGCGAAGCAAACGGUGAACAAACAUCAAGAAAGAAUGUGCUCAAAAUUGAAUGUGAAACUGCUGGAAAGUUGAAUGUUCAUUUAGUACAAAUCCCAGCCAUCGACUAUGAAUCGUGGAAAGCUGCAAUACGAUAUGCGAAGGAUCUUUUGAAUGAAGAUCAUGGAGUCACGUUAGGACGUUCAUUAACCAGAUAUGAUUCUGGACAACCUUCUGUGCUCGAUAAAAAAUUGUUGGUUAAAUUGCGUGAUUUUUUUAGAACAAGACCAACUGCUGCAUCCCUACGAUCUCGCGGUAUUUUAAAGAAUGAAUCUGUAUUUGCAUCUACAAUCAUGCAAAUAUGUGAGAAUGAAGAUUCUGAUGUACCUAAUUUUAUUGUUCGUGCAAUUCGUGCUAUUGAAGCUCGAGGACUUGAUCAUGUUGGGAUUUAUCGAUCAAGCGGAAAUGGUGCUACAAUCCAAAAACUUCGCUGUGCCGUUAAUCAAUAUAACUACAGUUUAAAUUCUGAAAAAUGGAGUUUAGAAGUAUUAACAGGGGCAUUGAAAUUAUUUUUUCGUGAGCUUAAAGAACCACUUAUAACAUUCAAAAUAUAUCCAGAAGUUGAUCAACUAUUGGGUGAUAAUGAUAUAGCGCCAGAUUUAAAAGUGAUUAGAAUGCGAGAAUUGAUCAAUUCUAUGCCUGUCCCACAUAUCAACACAUCUCGAAUAUUUUUUCAUCAUUUGUACAGAGUAAUGCAAUUGUCCAGUAUCAACCAAAUGCAUUCUUACAAUUUGGCUAUUGUUUUCGGACCUAGUUUAAUUUGGCCAGAAGUAGAGUCUGUCGCAUAUAGAGCACUUAAGUCUGUACAGGUCCCAUGUAUAGAAUAUUUGCUUACACAUGUAGAGGAAAUAUUCGGACCAGUAACCCCACCGCCAGUUAUUUCAUAAGUCCAUACAUGGAUAUAAAUACUGUUUCUAAUAUUUUAUAUGAAUAAUAGGUUAAGUCCAACCAUUUUUUAAAUACAAACACAACGCAUUGCUCAAAAUCUACUUGUUUGUCUCCGAUCCAAUUAUCAUUAUCAGCUUUAGAGUUAUCAUCAAAUAUUUUUGAUCUCUUAUAAUGUUUUUCAAGUCCAUAUUGUCACAACACAUGUAUAGUGUGUAAUCUUUUGCCUUUUUUAAAAAAAAACACGCACCGAGUAGUAAUUUUGCAAUUCUAUAUAUUGUAACUUUCCUUAAAUUUAUUUGCUUUCUAGUAAGCACUUUUGUUUGCAAUAAACAUCACUUUAUACUUGCUAAAAUCAUUGCAAAAAUGUGAUACAAAAUAACACUUAGCACUGUAAAUUUCUGUUGUUUUCUACUACAUUGUUAGGGUUUGAAUGAUUUCAACGAAUAUCUUCUGUCCAUAGUUUUCGUUUUGUUUAAAUUGAUUCAUUUGUUUUACUAGUCAUUUU
Schistosoma curassoni is the source of this 3959-nucleotide messenger RNA. NCBI's taxonomy places the organism in Eukaryota, Metazoa, Platyhelminthes, Trematoda, Strigeidida, Schistosomatidae. The record is from the annotation of a GenBank genome assembly.